CAGGCUGGCCUUACAUUUUGUGGAUAACCGGGCAACUGCGCAGGCUGGCCUUAUAUUUUGUGGAUAACCAGGCAACUGCGCAGGCCGGCCUUACAUAUUGUGGAUAACCAGGCAACUGCGCAGGUCGGCCUUACGUACUGCGGAUAACCGGGCAACUGCGCAGGUCGGCCUUACGUACUGCGGAUAACCGGGCAACUGCGCAGGUCGGCCUUACGUACUGCGGAUAACCGGGCAACUGCGCAGGCCGGCCUUACGUACUGCGGAUAACCGGGCAACUGCGCAGGCCGGCCUUACGUACUGCGGAUAACGGGGCAACUGCGCAGGCCAGCCUUACGUACUGCGGAUAACGGGGCAACUGCGCAGGCCGGCCUUACAUAUUGUGGAUAACCGGGCAACUGCGCAGGCCAGCCUUACGUACUGCGGAUAACCGGGCAACUGCGUAGGCAGCUAGCGCAGCCCACAUUCCAACGCAAACGCUGGACUUUGACUGCGCAUGCGCACAUGCAAGUACUGGUUGCUGCACUGCGCAAACACACCCGUGACUCAGCUGGUUCAAUUCUCUGGGCUGGUAAAAAGGAAAGUCAGCUGGGCUGGAUGGUGCCAUCCAGUAGUCACUGUUCAGGAACGUAACGAACAUUAAACAGCAGAACAACUUAGCAGUGGGCGACACUUUCAAUACAGCAUCGGAAAGAGAGGUUAUCGCGAGAUCCAGGAAGGGGCCCCGCGCUCGGAGGUAAAAUGGCAUCACAGCAGACCGCGUUUCCUGAGAAACUCAGCCGAAAACAAUACAAGGCUGCAAUGAAGAAGGAGAAACGCAAGAAACGUCGGCAGAAAAUGGCUCGCUUGAGAGCUCUGGAAGCCCCACCAGAGGCGGAGGAGGAGGAUGUUUCUGCCAAUGAAGAACUUGCAGAGAGAUUACUGGAGAUAGAGAGGCAAAAAUUACAUGAAGAGUGGCUGCUGAGGGAGGAGAAGGCACAAGAAGAAUUCAGAAUAAAGAAGAAAAAGGAGGAGGCCGCUAGAAAACAGAAGGAAGAACAGGAGAGACAAAUAAAGGCUGAAUGGGAAGAACAACAGAAAAAACAGAGAGAGGAGGAGGAGCAGAAGCUACAGGAGAAGAAAGAGAGAGAGGAAGCGGUGCAGAAAAUGCUGGACCAGGCUGAAAAUGAAGGCACUUGGCAGAACCCAGAACCACCCAAAGAUUUAAGGCUGGAGAAAUAUCGACCCAGUUGUCCCUUCUACAAUAAGACGGGAGCCUGCAGAUUUGGUAACAGGUGUUCACGGAAGCAUGACUUUCCCACGUCAAGUCCCACCCUUCUCGUGAAGAGUAUGUUUACGACGUUUGGAAUGGAGCAGUGCAGAAGGGAUGACUACGACUCUGACGCAAACCUGGAGUACAGUGAGGAGGAGACCUACCAGCAGUUUUUGGAUUUCUACCACGACGUGCUGCCCGAGUUCAAGAACGUAGGGAAGGUGAUUCAGUUCAAGGUAAGCUGCAACCUGGAACCUCAUUUGCGUGGCAAUGUGUAUGUUCAGUACCAGUCGGAAGAGGAAUGCCAAGCAGCCCUCUCUCUCUUUAAUGGAAGAUGGUACGCAGGACGACAGCUGCAGUGUGAAUUCUGUCCAGUGACCCGGUGGAAGGUUGCGAUUUGCGGUUUGUUCGAAAUGCAAAAGUGUCCGAAAGGAAAGCACUGCAACUUCCUCCAUGUGUUCAGAAACCCCAACAACGAGUUCAGAGACGCGAACAGGGAUAUCUACCUGCCUCCGGCGAGCACUGGCUCCUCUGGUAAAACCUCAGACCGGGGGGACAGGAAGGAUCACCGAGAGGAAAGCUACAGCAAGUCAAGAAGCCACCACUCUGGCUCAUACCACUCCUCCAAGAGAAGCAGGGAGUCGGAGAGGAAGAGUCCUCACAGGUGGAAGAAAUCUCACAAACAGGCCACGAAGAGUCAUGAGCGGCACAGCUCAAGAAGAGGAAGAGAAGAGGGCAGCAGUCCAGGUCCGCAAAGCCAGAGCCACAGAACCUGAGCCCGGCUAAGGCGACACCACUUGGACGCGGGAUACAAAACUUCCUUACAGAAUAAAAACGUAACGCAGUAUUCUUCUGAUUCCCCCAAGAUAUCCAAAGGAAACUGAUUACAAAGGAAAGGCAUGGUGACUCAGUCUAAUUCCCAAGGUACAAACGCUUGUGGCUUUAACAGAGACAGAACCAGGUAUUACUCUUUGUCUGUUAAAAUGCUUACAGUGCUGUUACAAUGCUUAGUAUCAUGUUAUUGGUGUUGUUUUCCACAGUUUAAGCUGGCUUCCCAUGUUUUCCUGUGAUAAGUUUACAUUGUGAUGCUGUAUCAUUAAUAUAUUUAUUAACAUCGUUUUUAUAUUGUUUGAGUUGGACAAAAUUCCCAAAUACAUAUCUCUGUUCUACAAAAAAGAACAUAUAGGAUUACAGAAA
Molecule: messenger RNA, 2446 nt
Organism: Rattus rattus (black rat)
Lineage: Eukaryota; Metazoa; Chordata; Mammalia; Rodentia; Muridae
Product: U2 small nuclear ribonucleoprotein auxiliary factor 35 kDa subunit-related protein 1
Exons: 1
Coding region: 739-2025 (428 amino acids)
Biological process (GO): mRNA splicing, via spliceosome
Cellular component (GO): spliceosomal complex; U2AF complex
Molecular function (GO): metal ion binding; pre-mRNA 3'-splice site binding
Source: RefSeq, a predicted model, not a curated record